Molecule: messenger RNA, 153 nt
Organism: Perkinsus marinus ATCC 50983
Lineage: Eukaryota; Perkinsozoa; Perkinsida; Perkinsidae
Exons: 1
Biological process (GO): protein N-linked glycosylation
Cellular component (GO): membrane
Molecular function (GO): beta-1,4-mannosylglycoprotein 4-beta-N-acetylglucosaminyltransferase activity
Source: RefSeq, a predicted model, not a curated record
UUACGAUCCGUCUACACCCGUGGACUCGUCCUUCACGCAUGGACCGGCCGUAUCAUACGUUGUUUUUGCUGACGCGGGAUGGCAUUGUAGUUGGUGUCUGCAGUCAUUGUCGCAGUUCAAAGCGAAGGCUCUGGGUUACUCUCACCAAGAUAG